GGAGGAGGAGGAAGAGGCGGCUGUGGGCUGAGGCUGAAGGAACGCGUGGGACUGCAGGGUUACGGUUCAGUGGGACAGGACGGGACGGGAGGGCUCAACUCCCCACCUCCAGGUACCACCUGGGCUGGGCGGCAGCCUCAGCACAGCAAUUUUGCUCUCUGCCCUUCGAUCCCCCCCCCGUGUCCACCAUGGGAGCCACGGAGGGAUGUGGGAUCCUAUGAGUGGGUGCUGGGGGUGCCAUGGCCACCCUGGGGACACAGCCGUCAUCCCCAAUGGGUCCCCAGGGCUGUGGCUGAUGUGUGGGGAGAGCCCGGGGUGCGGCCCUUCCUGGAGUGGGGCCACGGUGGCUGCCGUGCAGGGAGUGCCCUGUGGGGCCCCGGGGACCUCAGGGCGUGGGGACGGGCAGCACCCGGAGAUGCUCUGAAAGGGCUCACAACGGCCGUGCUGCUCCUUGUGUGCCCCAGUGAGCCCUGGUGGCUGAUCGGAGGGUGCUGAGCACCCCGAUGUUGGCAGGGGAGAGGCAGUGUCCCCCUCUUGGGACGCCAGGGGAUGGGUGGGCAGGGAGUACCCCAUGCGCCAUCACCUGCGGGUAACUGCGGCCAAUUGGCACACCGGGCUGCUCCAUGUCGAGGAGGCUGCGGAGGAGCAGGAGGGUGGUGCUGGAAAAGCCGUGGCAGAGCCUGGAGGAGAGGGGCAGCGCACAGCCGGACCCACACCCCGCACUCGCCAGAUCCAGAACCUACGACCCUCCUACGUGCACCGAGACCCCGGAGGUGUCGGGUCAGCCGGGAUCCCCAAACCCACUCAGCAAGCGCCGCGCUGCCUUCCACAAAGCCUUUGAGGAGAUUGCGGGGCGCGAGGAGCUGCUGGCCUGCUUCUCCUGCGCCUGGCAGCGCGAGGUGCCCUACCACGGCCGCCUCUACGUCUCCUCCGGGCACCUCUGCUUCCACGCCAGCGUGCUGCUCAGGGACAUCAAGGCUGUUGUCCCGGUGGCUUCUGUCUGUGCCCUCAAGAAAACCAACACGGCGCUGCUGGUGCCCAACGCGCUCAGCGUCCGCACGGCGCAGGGGGACAAGUUCCUCUUCGUGUCGCUGCGCCGGCGCGAGGCCACCUACCAGCUGCUGAGAUCGCUCUGCAGGCACCUGCAGGACAAUACCUGGAGCCCCCCAGCCUCUCCCCUCAACAACAGCACCAAGCAAAGCCCUAGGAAAUCCCUGACCUCGAGCCACUCAGACCUGGAGCGGUGCACACCGGAGCCUGACGGUUUCGUGGAGCUGCAGGAUGAGCCAAACCCAACGCCGAACGGAGCAGAGGAGGAUGAGGAAGAAGAGGAGGAGAUGGCAGAGGACACUCCAAUUCUGGGCAGAGGGGGACCCCACACAGCACUGCCAGCCCAAAGCGCCGCGCAGCUGCGUGCCUUCAACACCAUCAUCGUGCUCUAUCUGCUGCUGAUGGUGGCACUGCUGCUGACCUCGGGGUACAUCGGGCUGCGCAUCCUGGAGCUGGAGCAGCAGCUGGCAGCCCUGGGGGCUUGGCCAGAGCUCAGCGUGGUGCAGCGGCACAAGAAGACGUGAGGCCAGCAGGGACCGGGCUGUCAUUGGGUCACCAGGCCGUGGGACUGCCUUCGGGACUCCCCGGAUGGUGGGGAUCUCCACGUACCUUCCAGCACCCCCAGGGAGCCUCCGCAGGCCGUGGGGCUCCAUCCCCCCCCCCCCCCCCCCACGCUUCGCCCCCCUGAGCUCAUUAUGUGAGCACCGAUCUGAGGGCAAAGUGGACUCAUGGGGGCAGCCAGAGCCGGGCCCCCAAAGUGGGGCUGUGUGGGGCAGCGACCCCCAGGUGUGCAGGCACAGCGGGGCACGGGGGCCAUGGGGGAUACUGAACUGUUUUUAUUAAUAAAGAGCUGACGUGGUGCUA
Messenger RNA from Gallus gallus (chicken), 1914 nucleotides. RefSeq names its product GRAM domain-containing protein 3-like. The record is from RefSeq and is a predicted model, not a curated record. NCBI's taxonomy places the organism in Eukaryota, Metazoa, Chordata, Aves, Galliformes, Phasianidae. The transcript is spliced from 12 exons. The coding region runs from base 624 to 1574 and encodes 316 amino acids.